Messenger RNA from Pezoporus flaviventris, 1168 nucleotides. It is a transcript of the gene UNG, whose product is annotated as uracil DNA glycosylase. Gene Ontology annotation, cellular component: mitochondrion; nucleus. Lineage: Eukaryota; Metazoa; Chordata; Aves; Psittaciformes; Psittacidae. The transcript has 6 exons. Gene Ontology annotation, molecular function: uracil DNA N-glycosylase activity. The record is from RefSeq and is a predicted model, not a curated record. Gene Ontology annotation, biological process: base-excision repair; base-excision repair, AP site formation via deaminated base removal. Bases 45 to 1166 code for a protein of 373 amino acids.
GAAUGAGCUGCUAAUCAAGGCCGCGCGCCGCCGCCGCCCAAUGGAUGCUGAGAACCGCCGCGUCGUCACGGUUGCUAGGUAGAAAUCCUCUCCGCCGGCUGCGGCGAGCCAAUCGGGAGGAGCGGGCGCUUUGCCGUGUACCAAUAGGGAGAGAGAGAAUUCGUGCUCCCGCUUGUGGGCGGGCCCCGCGCGGAGCUGCUGCCAAUGGGGAGCGGCCCGACGCUGUUUUGCCGCGAAAUACCCGCGUGCGGAGGGUGGUGCUUGAUGGGGCCAUGGUGGCAGCGGGGCUCCUGCUGCGGCCAUGGCUGGGCCGCGGUGCCCCCGGGCCGCUCUGCAUCCGUCUCUUCCCUCGCUGCUCCCAGGUCAGCGCGGCGAAGAAGGCGAAGGCUGCGGGAGAUGGGACGGGGGAGGCCUCCCUGCUGAGCCCGGAGCAGCUGGAGCGGAUCCGCAAGAACAAGGAGGCGGCGCGGCAGCGGCUGGCGGAGCGCAACGUGCCGCCGGGCUUCGGGGAGAGCUGGCGGCGGCAGCUGGCCGCGGAGUUCUCCAAGCCCUACUUCGUGCAGCUGAUGGAUUUCGUGGCAGAGGAGAGGAAGCGUUACACGGUGUAUCCGCCCCCCGAGCAAGUCUUCACCUGGACGCAGAUGUGCGACAUUAGGGAUGUGAAGGUUGUCAUUCUGGGACAGGAUCCAUACCAUGGCCCUAAUCAAGCUCAUGGGCUCUGUUUCAGUGUCCAGAAGCCUGUUCCACCUCCCCCCAGCUUAGAAAACAUUUACAAGGAAUUAUCUACGGAUAUCGAGGACUUCACUCAUCCUGGUCAUGGUGAUCUGACUGGCUGGGCCAAGCAAGGGGUGCUGCUGCUCAACGCUGUCCUCACGGUGCGGGCUCACCAGGCCACGUCGCACAAGGAGAGAGGCUGGGAGCAGUUCACGGACGUCGUGGUGUCCUGGCUCAACAAGAACUUGCACGGGGUGGUCUUCAUGCUCUGGGGAGCCUAUGCCCAGAAGAAAGGCAGCUCCAUUGACAGGAAACGCCACCACGUCCUGCAGACGGUGCAUCCCUCGCCCCUCUCUGUCAACAGAGGCUUCUUUGGCUGUCGGCAUUUCUCCAAGACCAACGAGCUGCUCAGGAAAGCCGGGAAGAAGCCCAUUGACUGGAGAGCGCUCUGAGC